CGCGCCGCCGGCUGCGGCCGCGGGCGCGCCCGGCGGAGGCCGCGCCGCAGCAGACCUACCGGCGCGUGCAGAGCCGAGUGCCCGUGUCCGACAAGGACCUGUACUACUACAUGGACGACGCGCGACUGACCGGCGGCGACGCUCUGGCGUUCGACGCGCUCGACGUCGCCGACGCGCCUGACAAUGACUUCGACGACGACGGGCCCCCGGCGGCCGCGCCGCGCAAGAAGAAGUACACUAUACUCGAGAUAGAAGGUGGCGAUGGAACGCGACGCAGCGGCAGAGGGGGCAGGCGGCGGUUCGUACAGGAAGAGGGCGACGACGGCAUCGCCAUCGUGAGCCUCGACAACGGGCCCUUCCCCGAGUUCCGGCUGCCGACCGACCGCCGGCAGUACAUGCACCACCAGUACACCGACGACGCGCCCGACCCGCCGCCUGAUGAGCCCCCUUCGCAACGGCGCCGCGGCCACUCGCUCGAGUACGCGCAGCAGGAGGACGAGCUGCUCUACCUCUCGUAGCACCCGACCGGCCGUCCCAGCCG
This is a messenger RNA of Hyposmocoma kahamanoa, 541 nucleotides long. RefSeq lists its product as uncharacterized. The transcript is spliced from 2 exons. NCBI's taxonomy places the organism in Eukaryota, Metazoa, Arthropoda, Insecta, Lepidoptera, Cosmopterigidae. The record is from RefSeq and is a predicted model, not a curated record. The coding region runs from base 111 to 518 and encodes 135 amino acids.